This is a messenger RNA of Cloeon dipterum, 3141 nucleotides long. It is a transcript of the gene Chsy, whose product is annotated as Chondroitin sulfate synthase. Gene Ontology annotation, molecular function: glucuronosyl-N-acetylgalactosaminyl-proteoglycan 4-beta-N-acetylgalactosaminyltransferase activity. Lineage: Eukaryota; Metazoa; Arthropoda; Insecta; Ephemeroptera; Baetidae. Bases 284 to 2746 code for a protein of 820 amino acids. Gene Ontology annotation, cellular component: Golgi cisterna membrane. The transcript is spliced from 11 exons. The record is from RefSeq and is a predicted model, not a curated record.
CAAGGAGCAAGCAGUUGUUAGCAGUUAGCAGUGUGAGAGGAGAAUUCCGCUGGCGCACACUGUAUGUGUGGUGCAGGGACGGACUUAAUAGUUAGCUUGCCCUAAUCCAACAGCGAGUUAGCGACACGCGCACGAAGACGCGCAAAUAUUUUUUCAGGUGGGCGGCGCUUGAGCGAGUGUGUGCGUCGCCGGGCUGAAGAGCAGUCCCUCGGAGGGUGAGCAGGGGGAGCGAUGAGGGCGCUCAGGGGCUCAUCAGUCACGGCGAGGACAGUGCCGGCCGGAGAUGGAGGAUCCUGAGCCGAUGCUCUACAACCACGCUGCCGACCUGAAGCCGAGGGGCGCCCUGCGGAUGGCUUCGCGCAGGCCGUCAGCCGGAGAGAGGCGCUGCCUCAGGGCGGCCGCCUCCCUGCUGCUCGGAACCGUGACCGGCUACUUCGUGGCCGCGCUAAUCACCACCUCCACAUCGCAGCAACAGCUCUGCCCCCACGCCGACGCCCUUCGCGCGGACAACGCUACCCUGCCGCCUGAAGAACUCAUCCACGCAAACCUUCAGGGUCUGCACAACUCGAGCAAAAGCCUGCUGUUCGUGGGCGUGAUGACGGCGCAGAAGUACCUAGACACGCGUGCCAAGGCCGUUUACGAUACGUGGGGCCGCGAGCUGCCAGGUCGGAUGGCCUUCUUCUCGUCAGGCACCUCGGAGACGAACCUGAGCAUCCCGUUGGUGGCGCUGCCGGGCGUGGACGACAGCUACCCUCCGCAGAAGAAGUCCUUCCUCAUGCUCAAGUAUAUGCACGAGCACUUCGGCGAGCAUUUCGAGUGGUUCCUGCGGGCCGACGACGACGUCUACGUGCGGCCCGAUCGGCUCGAGACCUUCCUCAGGUCGAUCGACAGCCGCAAACCGCAGUUCAUCGGGCAGGCGGGCCGCGGCUCGCAAGAGGAGUUCGGCCUGCUCAGCCUCGAGUUCGACGAGAACUUCUGCAUGGGCGGCCCCGGCGUGCUCAUGAGCAGGGCCACCCUGGCAAAGGUGGCGCCGCACGUCUCCUACUGCCUCAGAAACCUCUACACCACCCAUGAGGACGUCGAGUUGGGCCGCUGCGUGCAGAAGUUCGCCGGCAUCCCCUGCACCUGGUCCUACGAGAUGCAGACGAUUCUGUACCACAACUCGAGUGGAAGCCAGGCGUUCACCGGCCGCCUCAAGUACAAGGAGGUGCACCGGGCCAUAACUUUACACCCUGUCAAGCAGCACAAACAUCUUUACAGAGUACACAACUACAUGAGGUCCUUAAAAAUUGGCGAUCUGCAGCAGCGGUCUUUGAGCCUGCUGCGCGACAUAGGUCACAUGUCGGCAUUGCUGGGGGAAACUGCGCCAAGCGAAAGCGAAAAGUUCAGCCCUGCGAACGUCAUGAGCCUGGCUCCAAGCUUGAUGAAGUACAAGCCUAAAAAUGUGACUGACGUCAUUCCAUGGGAGUUUUUCACUAACGCUCUAUAUUCCGACAAAAAUUCAAAUCCCAGGAGGAGGAUGGAGCUGCCGCUGCGAGAAGGCUUGGACGACGUCGUCAGAGAGGUGAUGGAGAUGACCAACGCGUUCUCCAGACAGCGGGGCCGAAUCCUCGACUUUAAAGAGGUGUUGUACGGCUACCACCACGUGAAUCCCAUCGCUGGACAGGAGCUGGUGCUGGACAUGCAGCUUGUCUACCGUAAAUACAGAGGAAGAAAAAUGACGAUUCCAGUGAGGAGACACACGUACCUCCAAAGGGCCUUCACUGGCAUUGCUGUCCGAGAGACGGUCGACGGAAAAGACCCGCCGGUCGUUAAAGAAGUUGAGACAAACAGUGGUGACUUCAAUUCAAUUGCUGGCGGCGUUUUGGGCCCGGCAUACGCACUGAUGCAUCAGCCGGAGCAGCACAUGACCCCGAACCCAGCUCGAGACAAGCUGAUCACAUUUUUGGUUCCUUUGUCUGGUCGACUAAAAACGUUCCACAGAUUUAUUUCGUUGUACGAGGAGAUUUGUAUCUUGGGCAGACAGGCCACUGCCUUGGUGCUGGUGCUCUUCCCGAGUGACGAGGUCAAAGAGACUGUCGCCUUGGUCAGGUCGAUCCAGAGGAGACAUCCAAGCGCAGCUAUUUCCAUCCUGCCCGUUUUUGUGCCGUUCGCUAGAGGAAUGGCACUCCAACUUGGAGCAGCACACGUUCAGACGCACAACGAAGACACAAUUUUAUUCUUCGUGGACGUGGACAUCGUCUUCACGGCAGCAUCCCUGCAGAGGAUUCGUCUGAAUACGAUUAAGGGCAAGAGCGUCUACUUCCCCAUCGUGUUCAGUGAAUUUGAUCCGAACAUCGUGCACGGAAACACCACCGAAAGCCGGUCGAGGAACCACUUUUUGAUCAACGAAAACACUGGCUACUGGCGCAACUACGGCUUCGGCAUCGCCAGCGCCUACCCUUCCGACCUGAACCUGGUCGGCGGCUUCAACACGGCCAUCAAAGGCUGGGGAAAGGAGGACGUCGACCUCUUCGACAAAUUCGUCAAAAGCAAAAUAUCUGUGUUCAGGGCGGCCGACCCUGGAUUGGUGCACGUGUUCCACAUGGUCGAGUGUGACACGAGUCUCGAUCCGCCGCAGUUUGCCAUGUGCCAGGGCACACGGGCCAAUACCUACGGUGGCAACUUCCAACUCUCAAGAAUACUGGACGCACACCCGGAGAUUCUUCAAAUGGCCAGCAAAUCCAGAGAGCCAACAGCUUCGUGAAUCGUGUUUUAAAUUUUGGAAACUUGCAAAAGUACUUAUCAGAGUAAUUUUUCGGGAUUCAUUUUUACUAUGUGUACAUGAAUUAAGACUGAUGAGUGCAUUUUACGUAGAAAAGGAAGGUUUUAAUUUAUUUUGCGCGUCGAAAUUGUGAGAAUCUAUAUAUCUUGUUAUUUAUCUAUAUGGCUGUGACCAGGGAUGAGAAGACGUAUAGGUAUUGAAUAAUUGGAACUUGCAAUCAGAGUAAAAAAUAAAAAAAAAAAAACAUACAAGAAAAACGCAUCCUUGCCAUUUGUUGAAGCAGAGGCGAGAGAAGGAGAAAUGUGUGACACCGAGAUAUUCUAAUCUGCUGUGCCUUCCUAAAAUAAAUAUAAGUUCACUUUGCUAAUUCCUAUCAA